Molecule: messenger RNA, 812 nt
Organism: Cimex lectularius (bed bug)
Lineage: Eukaryota; Metazoa; Arthropoda; Insecta; Hemiptera; Cimicidae
Product: SRR1-like protein
Exons: 3
Coding region: 16-798 (260 amino acids)
Biological process (GO): microtubule-based process
Cellular component (GO): nucleus; cytoplasm
Source: RefSeq, a predicted model, not a curated record
AUAAAGUUUCGAUUAAUGGACGUUAUCAGUAAACUUAGGGAGUCUUCAACUCAAAACAUCCUAACAAGUAGUAAUUUAAGAAGAUCUCAGUGGUGUGAAAUGGAGGAGGACGGUUUUAAACUGGUGAAGAAAAAGAAAAAGAAGAAUUAUGAACAGUUUGAUGAAGAAUCCCCUUUGUACCUGGAACGAGUCAAAAAGAAGUUUUUGGAAGUAAAAGGCAUGAUGGUGGAUUCUCUUCAGUUUUUCAGUUUUGUCAAGUCGAUUGAUGAAGGCCUUGUCAAUCUUGACUCGCCGAAGGUGGAAGAGAUCGUCUGCUAUGGUCUCGGAAACUUUUCAAAAUCACCCAACGCCCGUUACCAGUACGCCAUGGCCGUAGAGCUGAGCGAGUUUUACGCUUGCCCCCUCCUCGUAUUCGACCCCGUGUUUACGGAGCCUGAAAAGAAAAUCCUGGAGGAGAUGAGGUCCGAACUUAUACCGAGGAAUGAAAUGGGAAAGAGAAAAGCAACGAAGUCUACGCUGUUCUUCUUGCCGCACUGCCCUCGCGAGCUGUUCAACAACAUCCUCCUCGCCAACUGGGGCGAGAGCCUGGCCAACUGCAUCAUCGCAGGUAAUAACCUGGCGUCAAUAGUCGAAUCAACACCGUCUCGCUCCUUGAAAAAUGAAUUCCCGUACCUAGUCAAUUCAUUUGAACAUGCAGAAAUCAUAGAAGUCAAAAACACAUUUCAAUUUUUGGACGUUUUCAACGACAUGGCUGUUCAUGUCUUUCCUAAUAAAAAAAUCUUAAACUCUGUAUGUUAAGAUAAUUGUAAAUA